Molecule: messenger RNA, 4517 nt
Organism: Habropoda laboriosa
Lineage: Eukaryota; Metazoa; Arthropoda; Insecta; Hymenoptera; Apidae
Product: Krueppel-like factor 6
Exons: 6
Coding region: 395-1528 (377 amino acids)
Biological process (GO): regulation of transcription by RNA polymerase II
Molecular function (GO): RNA polymerase II cis-regulatory region sequence-specific DNA binding; DNA-binding transcription factor activity, RNA polymerase II-specific
Source: RefSeq, a predicted model, not a curated record
UAGCCGGUCCCUCUCUCGUUCUCUACGGAGCAGAGUCGCUUGUGGUGAACCUCUCUUCUCGCUCCGUAUCGGUCUCUGUCGGUCAUCCUACUACGGUGACGUCGUAACCGUCGGUGCUUCUUCGAUGAUAAGCACGUGUGCGUGCCACUACCUGCUGCGUGUACGUGCGUGCGUUAGAGUCGCGAGCCACUUCGUAUCGGCGUGCAGUUAGUGACCGGGCUGCGUUACCAUCUAAGUCCACGGGCUUAGAGUAUCACCGAGUAAAUCUUACUACCGCGGAGUUUUAGUUGGUUUGUUCUGAUUCUGCUUGUUGGUUUAUUUGCUUCGAAGAGUCAUUCGGUUCGUUUCUUAUUUUUGUGACGAAGCCAGUUACGAACGGAUCACCGGCGUAACCAUGGAUAUCCUGCCGAGUGGGAACAUAUUUAGGGAGUUGCAGGACAUACACGACACCGGAUACUUUUCGGCCCAGCCGUCGCUCGAGGAUCAUUGGCAACAGACAUGCUACGAGAUGGAGAGGUACCUGAAGGACGAGCCGAAGCUGCAGUCGUACAAAAAGUUGCCCACAGAGUUAGACACAGCACCUUGGAACCUCUUCAGGGCGCCUCCUAUCUCGUGGACAGCGUCCACUGGCACCGCCAACGCACAAUUCGAAUCGCCAAUCAAAAUGGAGGUGACGACGUCGUCGGAAGACAGGGAAACGCUCUGUCUGGACGAUAUUAAGUUCAGUCCCGGCGAUCACAACCACAAUGGCCGCGAUAGGGAUCUCCUGGACCGACACCUCGAUUCCUUGUCGAUGUCGUCGUCGAGUUCGGCGUGUUCGGCGUUGUCCUGGGACAGCUCGCCCUCCGUCUCGUGCACGGCGUUCAUUCUCAAGAAAGAGCCAAGCGAGGACCUCGAAGAGGACGAGGAGCACGAGGAAAUCGAGGAGGAGGAGGACAGCGGCUGCGAAAGCGAAGGUCAAAUCCUGACACCACCGUCGAGCCCAGGCUCGGGUCAAGGUCAUUCCAACUCCAGUCACUCGUCGAGCGGGAGUACGAUGCUCGACGUGCAGAACCUCAACCUUCAUGGGACGGGCGGCAGGAGUGCCAUCGUCAGGGUUACCACCAGCAACGCGCAGGGUGUCGCAAGACUGAUCUCCGUCACAAAUGGCUACCCCGCGGUGGCGAGCACGCAACACGCACACGCAGGGACAACUGCAGCCGCGAGCACCGUGGCCAACAGGCACCACGCGAGGAGCCACGAGCACAGUCCGCCUGACACGAAGCGCAGGAUACACAAAUGCCAAUUUCCGGGUUGCAAGAAAGUCUACACGAAGAGUUCGCAUCUGAAGGCACAUCAGAGGACGCAUACGGGAGAGAAGCCGUACAAGUGCAGCUGGGAGGGUUGCGAGUGGCGAUUCGCGCGUUCCGACGAGCUGACCCGCCACUACCGCAAGCACACCGGCGCGAAGCCGUUCAAGUGCCGGCACUGCGACCGAUGCUUCUCUCGCAGCGAUCACCUAGCCCUCCACAUGAAGAGACACGUGUAAUCGAUCGUGACCGCGAACGGUCCUCAACGCGCGGCACAGUCCAGGACCGGCAUACGAAGCUCCUUCCUCCCCGAGGAUGAUUCCCGAGGCCGGGCGUGCGACGCGGCCUCCCCGUGUGAUCGCGUUUCUUCCAUAGACACCUGACCGAUCCGCCAUCGCGAACAACAACGAUCAUCAUAAACGACUGUGUAGAGCCCCAGGCCACGCCCUACCCACGUGGUCCACGUCGGAGUUUAAUUCGAUCGUUCGUAAUUACACACACACAUACGUAUAUAUAUACAUAUAAUGUACACGCGGGUUGUAUCCAGGUGUGAAACUGAGAGAAGGAAAAAAGAAAGAAAAGAGAGAAAGAAAGGGGAAAUCGAUGAUCGGCGAGACGACCGGCGGAGGAAUUUCUGCUCCCCGAACGAUCCAAGUUUGUUCCUUCGAACGAUCAGAGGAGGAGGGAUUUAUUCGAUCGAUGGAGAAAAUACGAUCGACUCGCUCGUAGCCGCGUCGUCGAGAGGGACGAGUUCACGACGCUGAUAUAUACGUAACGAUCGACUCGGUUGCGAUUGGAAAUUGCAACCAGGAAGCAUAGGCCUCGCUCUUCCUUCCGUUCUCCUCGAGCCAGUUCAUUUCGAAUUUGGGAAAGACCGAGUGGAGGAGAGGCGGUUUGCGUGUUUAAAAAGGACGAACGAUACGACGGUGUUCCUUCUUCUGCUCUCUACGCGAGACGGACAGGCUGACGAUACAGAGACGAUCGGACAAAAACGGAGGCCUCCUGGACUACGGAGCACAGCUGAGAAAGAGAAGUCUGUCAGUACGGGACGUUAAUCACUGCCAAUUCAUUAAAUCGUAAGAUCAGCAGCGCUUGGAACACCGUCGCGUACAAUCGAGCCGAACCGCGGGCGAAUAACUGUCUCGAGGACGAGGAGGAAGCGGAGCGAGCGGAGGAGGAAGAAUCGUCCAGCGACAACGGUGUGCAAGCUCGCGUGAAUCCUUGUGAGCCGUCUGCCUCUACGCGUAAAACGGUCGAAUUCCCCGGAAAAGGAGGAAACCUCUCAACGGUCGCGUAGAAACACCGCGAUCGCGAAGCAAACGAAAACAGAGAAAAACAGAAAAGCACUUGAAAAAAGAAAAAAAAAAAAGAAAAUAGAAGUAACGGGAAAAAAAUAACAAAACACAAAAAGAGAGCAAAAACGGCGAUGUUUCGAAAAGGUGUCGCGGGUAGAUUCGUACGAAAGUCAAGGGAAACCCGGUUCGCGAGGACAAUAAUACGCUGUCUGUCGGUGCCAAAACGUUAUUUCCUUUCUCCUUUCAUUUCCACGUCUCUCUUCUCUCUCACGCACACACACACACACGCGCGCAUACUUGUACACAGUUUCUCCCUUUCCUGUUCUGUCCCGAUAUGAAUGGGGAGCUUGGAGGAAAGCUGUUCGUGGGUGGAAAACGUGCACGACGCUUUUGAGCUUCGAUCCUUCGACAAGGGGCGGCAGGGGUGGGGAGGGGGUAAUAAUCGAAAUUGUAUUCGCGACUCGGUGGAACGCGUCGCAAAAGGGUGGCACGGAGUCGAUGAAGGGAGUGGGGGCACACGGAGGACGAGGCGUAAUUGAAUACGUGAUUUCCGCCAGUUUCGACGGGGGCAAAGUUUACCCGCUAAUCCCGAAUUUACAAUGCGAAUUAUAUCGCGAGGCUGUCUCUCUCUCUCUCUCUCUCCCCUCUAUCGACACUCUCCACCCGCGCACACCUCUCCGUAACCUUUCAUCCUGGCCUCGUUUUCCACCGGUUUCGAUCUGCUCUAUCGUAUACUACUCGGGCGAUAAGAAAAAGUCAUGCACUUCUUCCGACCACGACGAUUCGACCGUUUUACCGCAAAAUUUUCCAGCGACGAAACUUCCAGGCGAGCGAGACGAUCUUCGAGGAGGAAAGAGAAGUUACGCCGGAGUUGCUCUCUUUCCUCGGGAAAGAGACAACGAGCGAGAUCGAGAAGGGCUUCUUCUUUCACGUAGCGGCGCGCGUCCUUAUGGUUCUCAAUAACGAGACACGAGAUGAAAAUCUACCAAAAAAAAAAAAAAAAAAUACACGGAAUCUGAGACUUUGUACUUUUGUACUACGGUGAAUUGCUUCGACUAGGUGUACACCCAUAUUAUUCCGACUCUCUUCGUUUGUCACACGCAAAUCACGAUCGGAACGAACGCGGAGAGCGCGCGAGCGCGGCAACGGCGGUUGAUUAGGGGUGGCGACGCGUCCCGGCGCGGCGGGCAAGAUUCUUGUCGGAGGCUCAACAGAAAUAAAUGAUAUAUAUAUAUUUUUUAAUAUUCUCGUCUUACUCACCGAAACAAUAUAUUGUUAUACAUAAGGGAUUAUACAAAGUAUAAAAAAAAAAAAAAAACGGGCAACAUUCCGCACAAAGCUCUAGAACCGUUUCCACGCGUCAGACUCGCCCGUCGAGCACGCCACCCCCUGUCGUGAGCGCGCGCGCGCGCGCGUGAAAUGAACGGAAAAGAGAGGGAAAGGAAAUAGAGCAGCAGAUAUACGAGGCAGACGGCGAACUCGUAUACACACCGAUCCUCUGUGUCUCGCGGACGUUACUGAACGCUUCCGGUCGGAGCGCACCGUUGUGUUCUCGCUAAUCAUCGAUUUCCGCACCGGACGAGCGGAAUCGAAAUCACGUGUGGGGGUUAUAUAUACAUAUAGAGAGAGAGAGAGAGAGAGAGGAGGGAUAUAUAUAAAUGAACGAGACUAGGGAGAGAAAAAGUGGCAGGAGAGAAGACAAGAGGAGAAACGAGGUAACGUGUAUUAAGGAAUGGGAAAAACGACGAGACGGGAGGUAACGUUGACCUGAGAUACAAACACACUGUAUCCAGGGGGGACUGAACUGAAUGGAUGGAUCGUAGAUCGCUCGUCGAACGGGAACGGUUGAACAAAAUAUAGUAGCGAAGAAACUGGAGAAAAAAAAAUAAAUAAACAGAUGAGAAAUAGAGUAAUAACGUAAGGAAAAAAAAAA